Molecule: messenger RNA, 5968 nt
Organism: Caenorhabditis angaria
Lineage: Eukaryota; Metazoa; Nematoda; Chromadorea; Rhabditida; Rhabditidae
Source: the annotation of a GenBank genome assembly
AUGAAUGAUUGCAAAAGAUUUGAGGCAAAUAUAUUCAACAAUGGAAAAUGUAAAAAUUGUUAUAAAUCAAAACAGAAUCAUUCUUCAGAAUCUAUCGAAAAUGCAAAGGUAAGCGAGUUUUUUAUUUUUUUACUCGAGGUUCAGAAUUUUGAGAACUUGAACAUGAACUAGAAAAAAAUCUUGAUUUUUUUGCUGAAAAUUUUGAUAUAUUUUUUCCGGAAAACGUGUACUUGAUUUUUCAUUUUGAAAAUUUUCAUUUCUCGGUAUUCAAUUAGAGAAUGUGCCAGAUUGUAUAAUUGUUUGACAAAUGAAUAUAAAACGAAAUUUCUUAUGGGGCUAUUCAGCGAAAAAAAAUAUGUUUUCUCAACGGGAGAAAAGCGAAGAAAACCUAUUCAAGUCGGUUGAGAAAACAUAAAAAUCAAACACUUGAAACACACAAAUUGCGACGAGACCCAACGAAAAACAUCGUGUUCCUUUAACCUACUGUAGAAAAUCGCAACGGGACCAAUUUACAGUAAUGCAAAAGGUCAAAGGAACAUGUUGUUUUUCGUUGGGUCUCGUCGCAAUUCGUGUGUUUCAAGUGUUUGAUUUUUAUGUUUUCUCAACCGACUUGAAUAGGUUUUCUUCGCUUUUCUCCCGUUGAGAAAACAUUUUUUUUUUCGCUGAAUAGCCCCAUUACUUUUUGGUGAGUGAACUUUUCAAAAUUCUCAAAAAAAGUAUCGAAACUAUUAAUCCAUAAUAAUAAUAAUAAUUUAAUUUUUCUCUCUACACUCUCUAUUUGACUUUCUCUUUAUUUCCGGUUAUUUUUUGGGUCAAAACAAAAACUUUUUUCCCUAUCCACACCUAAAAAAGUAUAAUCGACAACAAAAUGCGUAUUUUUUCGGGGCAGAAUCAUCUGAUGUGACAAUAAAAUAAUAAUAUUCCAGUUCUGAUUCGAAUAAGCAUGUGAAGACAUUGUCUUUUUCUCUAAACUCUCUCUUUUUCCCACACUUUCUCAGUCUCAUCUUUAUUUGGUUGUGGAAGAAAAGAAGAAGAAUGAGAAGAUUUUAUAUUUACAUUUUUCUCUCAUAUGUGUCUUCUCGGAAUAAAUAAACAUUGAUUUGUCUUGUAUUAUUCUUCACGUUUACGUGUUUUCUGUCUUCAACUAUCCACAAACUUUUUUGAUCCUAUUGAACAUUUCGAAACUUCUCCAUAUGUCCAAAAAAACCGAAAUUUCAUAAACAAAAAUGUCUUCAAAAUGUGUUUUUUCAAUGUUUAUUAGCUCAAAUUUUAGUUCAAGUUAGUGUUUUUCACACUUUUCAACUUUGUUUCUCUGAUUUUCUCUAUAAAUUGAAGAAGACUAAAUGUUUUCGAUUUUAUCGUCAUUUUAUGGAUACAUUUUUAACAUGACCUCAAUUUUCUUUUUUCGGACAAUACGUUCGUUCAAAUUAUGCAUUCACUGAUUCAAAAACAACUUUUUUUUUAUUUUUUCAAGUAUUUUUUUGAGAUGAAUACUUGUAAUUUUUCUCAAAAAUAAAAGUGUUCCGGAAGAUAUAUAAUUCAAUCAAAACCGUAUUUAUUUAUCUGUUUCGAAAAAGACGUGUGGUUGUAAAAUUGAAAAGGUUCUGUUUCUGCUUCUGCCUUUGUUUGUCAUUCCUUUUGUAUUUUCAUUUUUGCUCGCAGCCAACAUGAUCAAAUUCCGUUUUUGCUGUUGUUAUUAUUUAUUUAUUUAUUCAUCAAUAAUAUUUUUCUUUUUAAAAAUGUGUAUAUGUAUAUUGAUUUUCAAUUCAUUUUUAUUUCGAACAAAAAGUUCAUCCCCAAAGUAGUAUAGUCAGUUCUUAUUUGCCCGAAAUAUAAUUAUAACCACAACAAACAAUAAUAAUAAGUAAUAAUUCAUCUCUUUCUCUUGUUUAUUUUUUGCAUGUCCCGAAAAAACCAGUUUUUUUCGCACAUCCAAAAAACCGAUAGUAUUUUUACUAUACCAAUUUUUUCAGCAACAAAAAUAAACAAUUUUUGUUACAGAUGAAUCGAAAAGUGACAGCAUGUGGAUUUUUAUAUGUUGCACCUCCAAAUCUUGAUUUUUCACUUCAAAGUCAUUCGGCGAAAAGAUGGCAAAGAAGAUGGUUCACAUUAUUUGAUUCUGGUGAUUUAACAUAUGCAAUUGACAAUAGUGUGAGUAAUUUUAAAUACAUGGGAAACUAUUGACAUAUGGUUUGAAUAUAUUUGUUCAAUGAACAACAAAAUAAUUAGCAGGAAAUUAAUUAUCCAUAAGCCCUUUUUUAAUUUAAAAAUUGACAAUGAAAUUUUCCCAGUAGCUAAGUUUUUGAGAAAGUUUCCAAAACCAUUUCCACGUCAAGAGAAUGUAGUUUUAUCUUCAGUAACUACUCGAUUCGAGUAUAUUAUUUUCGAGUUUCGUAAUUCAUCAACCUCAGAAUAUAUUUCAAUAUUCUAGGUUGAUACUCUUCCACAAGUCAGUAUUGAUAUGUCACUUUGUCAUCGAGUUUGUGAAGCUCACGCAAUAACUGGCAAUGCUCAUUCAAUUCUUCUUGCUUUCAACAAAACAGCUGAUGAUCAACCAUCAAUUCUUUAUAUAAAAGCAGAUACAACUGAAGAAAUUCGAUGGUGGCAAAAUGUUUUGAGCAAGUUCCAAACACAAAAUGAGAAUAUGUCAAUUCGUCCACCAAGAAGAGGAAUCGAUGAAUUACCAUUGAGUGAAGAAACACUUGGAAAAAUAGAUUCUUGUACUUCUUCUCGAUGUUCAAGUGUUGAAAGAGCAGAAAAUGAUCGAAUGAUUGAGGGAAAAUCAGUUAGAAGUGUCAAAAAACAACAAACACAGAAAAUAUCAAAAGAUGAUAUUAUAAUAACAUCUCCUUCAACUGAUGCUGUUGUUGUUCCUGCUGCUGUUUCGACAGAACCACAACCACAAAAGUUACAUAUUGAUUUAUCAAAUGUUCAUACACUUCGGAAAGGAUGGUUAAUGCUUCGAGGAAAAUCAGAUAGUGAUUGGUGUAAACAUUGGGUUGUUCUAGCUGGUCUUCAAUUGAAAAUGUAUAAAGAUGUUUGGGCUGAAGAUUCGACAGAACCACUUUUGACUAUUGAUCUAUCACAAUGCGAAAAUGUAUAUCCAAGUGCGAGUGCGCGAAAUUAUGGAAUCGAAAUAAAAUGUCGUCGAACAAGAUAUGUUUUAUCUGCAAUGACUCCAGGAAUUCGAGAUUCUUGGGUAUCAGCACUUCAACAAAAUCGACAUCAUCCAUCACCAACAUAUACAGAAACAUUUUCAAAUGAUGCCAAUAGUUUGGCAGAUAGUUCAGAUUUAUUAGGACUUCCUGUUGUGAGUUAUUCUAUAUUUUAAACAUUUAUUUAAAAAAUGUAUUUCAGAAAAAGAAACACAUUGCUUAUGUUGCUCCUGAAUCACAUCAUUCAAAUUCAAUGAUGGAUGAACACAGUUCAACUGAAUUAGAAAUUGAAGAUGAUUCAUCAAGAAUGAAUACUGCACGAAGAAGGAGAAGUCGAAAAAUUGGAGAUGAAAGGCGGCAUAGUGGAGGAACACAUCAACAAACACGUGGAGAAUCAUUAUCACCGUCUGUUAGAAGAUCACCUGUUGCUCGAAUUAAGGAACGACGAGAAAUUCGACAUAGACACGUUUCAAAUUCCUCAGCCACAUCACAUCAUACAAAUGAAAAAGAUAUUUCACAGGCAAGUUUUUUUUCUAUUAAAAAAACUAACAAAAAACGCAAUUUCAAUCGAAAAUUUUAUCGAGAACAGAUGUGAUCACACGUGUUUCUCUUUUCUCGUCAGAAUUUUCCACAUUCAUUUAUGUGGAAAAAUAUGUACGAGAAUCCUGAAGAAGCGUUUCAACGAUGUAUUCAGAAUCUAAAACAAAUUUCGGAACCUUUUCAGCAACGCGAACAACAUCGAAUUAAUUCUGAUGAAACCCGAUUGAGAUCAUUGGAAAAACAGGUUAGUUUUUGGAAUAGAAGAAAAAUGAACGAACAUUUCAUGAGCUAAUAUUUUAUAGGUUGAAAAUCUUCGUGCACAAUUGAACGAAGCUGGAAAUAGGAAACGCGAUGAAAUAAAUCAAGAAAUCAAAGAACUUCGAAAAACACUGAAAACUUCUGAAGAUGAAAUGCAAAGAUAUCGAAAAGAAGUUGAAAAUCUUCGAAGGCAACUAAAUAAUAACACUCAAAGGUUGGUUGAUAUUUUUAUUGUAAUCUUAGAAGCUGUUUUAUCGAAGUUUUUCAUUGAAAAUAAUUGUUAUCAAUUUCAGUGUAACUCUUCAACGUGUUAUUUUAACAACACUUCGUUCACAACUUUCUGCUCUUUCUUCAUUAUUACGUUCAAAUCUUUUCGUUGGAUCGACUGAACUUUUCGAUAAUCUCGAUCAUAUUGUUGAUAAAAUAAGUGUGGAUCUUAGUUUGGAACAAACUGAAGAUGUUCUACGAAAAACAACAAUUUUGUUCGAAAAAGUAUCGGCAGCUGUAAAUAUUCCAUUUUUAUCCGAUUCUUGGACAAUGACUGAAGAAAUCGAAAAAGAUCAAAUAAUCAAUGAAUAUGAUAAUGAUUUAGAAAAACAGAUUGAAGAUAUCAAAAGAAAUCAUGAAACAGAAAUCGAAUCGAUUCGUUCACAAUGUGAUCAAAGAAUGGCUGUUUUAAAAGAAAGAGCUGAACGGGAAGAGAAUCGGAGGAAAAAACUCCAAGAACAACUUGUUAUGGCAACAACUCGAAGUGAUGAAUCAAUUAGUUCAGUCAAAUCGUCAUUUUCACAAAUGCUUCAAGAACAAAGAAAAAGUUUUGAUAUUGAAAUCGAAAGUAUAAAGAAAGAACACGAAGACAAACUGAUGGAAGAAAAACAUGCAACUCGACUUGCAUUAGAAGCAGUUCGACGAGCACAUGACGAAGAAUUGAAAAAUGUAGCAGCCGCUGUGAAAACUGAUGAAGUUGGUAACAAUUUAGGAAGACAAAGUGAAGUAUUUGAUGAAAUGAGAGAAGAACUUGUUAAUUUAUGUGCAAUGUAUUCAGCAAAAUGUGUAGAAAAUGCACAACUUGAUGAACAAUUAUCUAAUUUCCAAAGUGAAAAAGAAGCGACUGUGUAAGUUUUGUGAUUUGAUCAAAAUCUCAAUAACGCUUAAUUUUAUCCACUUCUGACGCUUUCUAUGCUUUUUUACAGAGAACUGAGCAUCGAAAAUGAAAAAUUGCGGGUAGAAAUCGAUCGAAAAACAAAAGAGAUUGAUGAAUUGACAAGGAAAGUCAACAAUAUUGAAAAAUUACGAGGUUAGUUUGUAUUUUCAUUUUCCAAUACUAAAAAUAAUUACUUUCGUAUAUAUCAUAAAUUUUUCUUCAAACGUAACUGAGCAAAAGCAAGAAAAUUGUUUUGAAAAAUGAAAAAAACAACCAAGAUGAAAUAAUUCAGGUUCAUGUAGUAGUGUAUCAAUGCCACGGUAAGUUCUGAUUAGAAUAGCAUGGAUUAAUUCCAUUUAGAAAUUCGUGCUUAGUUUUGGUUUGCUAUAUUCUUCCCGCAUGUGUGAUGUUUAAGCUAUCCUAACAGGGCUUUAUGCUAUCAUCAAUAAUUUAAUUCAUUUUCUUUAAUUUUUCAGACCACGAAGUGUUAGUCGGUACUCAACGAACAGGUCGUCGAGAAAAACAGAAGAAACGCAAUCGUAGACAUGGUUUGUUUUUUUUUGUUCACUUUUAUCGAAGUAAUCUCGAAAGUAUUUUUGAAUAACAAAAUCACACGGAUUUUAUUCUCGAAAGGCCUAGCAACAAAUAUUCUUAAGACCUAACUUUUGAGGCAAUAGUUUGUUAGUCCUUCCCCACUUUUAAUUAAAUUAAAUCAAAUCCAUUAAUUUCAGAUGUUCGUUUCCACAGUAAUCCUGUCGAAAUGCCCACAAAUAUAGAUUCGCUAGUCGCCUCUUCUUCUUCUAUUCCAAUUCCUGUUUCGGAACGUCGAAAAUUUUUCGAACAUAUUGCCGAGUACAGUACACCGUUUUAA